Messenger RNA from Gavialis gangeticus (Gharial), 1553 nucleotides. RefSeq names its product fumarate hydratase (gene FH). Gene Ontology annotation, cellular component: tricarboxylic acid cycle heteromeric enzyme complex; mitochondrion. Gene Ontology annotation, biological process: fumarate metabolic process; tricarboxylic acid cycle; malate metabolic process. Bases 16 to 1491 code for a protein of 491 amino acids. The transcript has 11 exons. NCBI's taxonomy places the organism in Eukaryota, Metazoa, Chordata, Crocodylia, Gavialidae. Gene Ontology annotation, molecular function: fumarate hydratase activity. The record is from RefSeq and is a predicted model, not a curated record.
CCCCGCGCCCUCGCCAUGUCCCGCGCACUCCGGUUCCUGGCGCGCUCGGGCGGCUUCGUGCGCACGCCCGCUCCGCGCACCGCCGGAAUGGCCAGUCAAGACACUUUUAGAAUAGAAUAUGAUACCUUUGGGGAACUGAAGGUCCCAAAUGAUAAGUAUUAUGGUGCACAGACUGUGAGAUCUACAAUGAACUUUAAAAUAGGUGGUGCUUCUGAGAGAAUGCCGGUUCAAGUUAUAAGAGCUUUUGGGAUCCUGAAGCGAGCAGCUGCUGAAGUUAAUCAGGAUUAUGGUCUUGAUCAAAAGAUUGCUAAUGCCAUUAUGAAAGCAGCAGAUGAGGUAGCUGAGGGCAAAUUAAAUGAUCACUUUCCUUUGGUGGUAUGGCAGACUGGAUCUGGAACCCAGACCAACAUGAAUGUAAAUGAAGUAAUCAGCAACAGAGCAAUUGAGAUAAUGGGAGGGAAACUGGGGAGCAAGACCCCAGUGCAUCCUAACGAUCAUGUUAAUAAAAGUCAGAGCUCAAAUGAUACUUUCCCAACAGCAAUGCAUAUUGCUGCUGCCCAGGAAGUUAAUGAAGUAUUGUUACCUGGAUUACAGAAGCUGCAAGAUGCACUUGAAGCAAAAUCCAAAGCAUUUUCCCAGAUCAUAAAAAUAGGACGUACCCAUACCCAAGAUGCUGUUCCACUCACUCUUGGGCAGGAAUUCAGUGGUUAUGUGCAACAAAUUAAAUAUGGUAUGGCUAGGAUUAAAUCAGCCAUGCCCAGAGUCUAUGAGCUGGCAGCUGGUGGCACUGCAGUUGGCACAGGAUUAAAUACCAGAAUUGGCUUUGCUGAGAAAGUUGCUGCAAAGGUGGCUGAAUUGACAGGUUUGCCUUUCAUCACUGCUCCAAAUAAAUUUGAAGCCCUUGCAGCUCAUGAUGCUCUAGUUGAACUGAGUGGGGCCAUGAACACUGUGGCAUGCAGUCUGAUGAAGAUAGCUAAUGAUAUUCGUUUCUUGGGUUCAGGGCCACGUUCUGGCCUAGGAGAGCUUAUCCUCCCUGAAAAUGAACCUGGAAGCAGCAUUAUGCCAGGAAAAGUGAAUCCCACCCAGUGUGAAGCUGUUACGAUGGUGGCAGCUCAAGUGAUGGGAAAUCAUGUUGCUGUUACAAUAGGAGGCAGCAAUGGACACUUUGAAUUGAAUGUUUUCAAGCCCAUGAUUAUUAAAAAUGUAUUGAAUUCUGCAAGGCUCCUUGGAGAUGUUUGCAUUUCAUUCACUGACAACUGUGUGGUCGGGAUCCAAGCCAAUACAGAGAGAAUCAACAAACUAAUGAGCGAGUCUUUGAUGUUGGUGACAGCACUUAAUCCCCACAUUGGAUAUGACAAGGCAGCGAAGAUUGCCAAAACUGCACACACAGAAGGGACAACACUAAAAGAAGCUGCUAUUAAGCUUGGAUUCCUUACAUCAGAACAGUUUGAUCAAUGGGUGAAGCCUACGGAGAUGCUUGGUCCUCAGUGACUUUAACAAGUGUACUUAACAGAAGAAUUUAAAUUGUAUAAUAUAAAAUAUUAUGGGGCCUG